Molecule: messenger RNA, 1054 nt
Organism: Leguminivora glycinivorella
Lineage: Eukaryota; Metazoa; Arthropoda; Insecta; Lepidoptera; Tortricidae
Exons: 3
Coding region: 323-1054 (243 amino acids)
Source: RefSeq, a predicted model, not a curated record
CACCUAUUUUCUGCGCACCGUACCAACUUGGCGUUUUCCCGAGCUUAUUGACUCAUUGGAUGGCGUUUUGAGGGAUUCGGUAGAGUCGUUGUUAAACGUUUCUCUCAGUGCAGUCCAGUGGGAUCAGGCUUCCCUUCCUAUUCGGUCGGGUGGACUAGGCGUGAGGCGAGCACGGGAUGUGAGUUUGCCGGCCUUUCUGGCGUCGGCGGCGGGGGUGGUGGGCCUUGUCACUCAAAUUUUAACUCCUAAUGGUGUCGAGGUUUCCAUUCCUUUUGCUGCGGAUGCCAGGGAGGCUUGGUUGACUCUCAACCCUGACGCAGCGAUGCCGAAAAGACCGGACCUUCAACGUUUGUGGGACGAUGUAGGGGUUAAGCGGGUGCUUGAGGGCUUAUUGGACAGUGCGGAGGGUGUGGAUAAAGCCAGGAUUCUUUCAGUGUCGGAGCCUGAGUCUGGAGCGUGGCUACACGCACUUCCGUCACCACACUUGGGCACACUACUGGAUAGCGACUCGACGCGGAUUGCGGUGGCUCUUCGCCUCGGCUGUGCGGUGUGUGAACCUCACAUAUGCAUCUGCGGCACUAUGGUGGAGAGCAACGGUCAUCACGCGUUGAGUUGUUGUCGGUGUGCGGGGAGGUUCCCGCGGCACCACGCGCUUAACGAUAUCGUGCGGAGGGCGUUGGUGUCUGCGAAUGUCCCUUGCGUGCUGGAGCCUCCUGGUCUCUGUCGCUCUGACGGGAAGAGACCGGAUGGGUUGACGUUGGUUCCUUGGGAGAGGGGAAGGUGUUUAGUUUGGGACGCAACGUGUGUCAGCACUUUCGCCACUUCGCAUAUUGGCCGUACCGCGAGAGUGGCACGGGCGGCGGCUGAGUUAGCUGCAGCUCGCAAGCGGGAGAAGUACGCGAUCCUUGCGAACUAUUUGUUUAUCCCGAUUGCAGUGGAGACUACCGGUUGCUGGUGUGCGGAGGCCAGAGUGUUUUUCGGGGAGGUGGGAAGACGCUUGAGGGAGAGGGGUCUGGAUCCUCGCUCUGGGACCUUCCUGAUGCAAAGUGCAUGA